UGAACGACAUCGUUCGAUUGCUUUUCUUGUGGAGCUUGCCUCAGUCGUCUCCUUCGGUUCCCAUUCUGCGUGGGAAUUACGCAUUGUGUUUUUAUCGCAAUUCGAUUCGCGCGUACUUUGGUGAACCGAGGUUUCACAGGUUGAAGGAUUAUGUUCUUUUCUAGGUUUUAUUUGCUAGGAGCUCAUAUAAUCAAGAGUCGGGUCAAAGCUCCAACUCUUACUCAAAGAACGCCUUACUUUCCUGUAUCCCAUAAUAAAUUCCUCCGUGGUCUGAGACAUGAAUUGUUUAGCAGCACCUCUAAUAAACCUGAUCCAGAGGACAACAAUGCAGAAAAAAUAAAUGUGACAUUUGUUGACAAAGAUGGAGAAGAGACUCAUGUUAAAGUCCCAGUUGGAAUGUCAAUGUUGGAAGCUGCACAUGAGAAUGACAUAGAACUUGAAGGAGCAUGUGAGGGAUCACUGGCUUGUUCCACUUGUCAUGUUAUUGUGAUGGAUGUGGACAAGUAUAACAAUUUACCAGAUCCAACUGAUGAGGAAAAUGAUAUGUUAGAUCUUGCAUUUGGACUCACCGAAACAUCUCGUCUGGGUUGUCAGAUAAUUGCCAAACCUGAACUUGAUGGACUUCGUUUAGCACUCCCGGCUGCUACACGAAACUUUGCAGUUGAUGGAUAUAAGCCAAAACCUCACUAAAUCAUUCUUGCAGAUGGACAAUGGUUAGGAGUCUUAGCAUAGGUUGUCACGGAGGUUUCAUACAAUUUUGUGGUGUAUCGCAGCAUGGGAAGUGAACCUCAAAUGGUGAGUAGCUGAUAAUUAUACCCUUUUGAGUAUAUUUUAUUCCUAUGCUUUAUUCGUUUGGUAAUAUCGCUGAAAAGAAUAAAAAAAAAAAAAUAGCCCUUUUGUGUUGAGGAGGAGCUCUUAUUGCCCUUUGUUCUGUUUCUGGCUUACACAUUGAUAACCCGAAUCUUAUACGGCAACAUCAAGUUGUCAUUUAGUUCUUGCUCUGAUAGACUUCCCUGCCGUUUGUUCCUUAAUGCUUAAAUUUUUGUUUUAAAAUUUAAGCAAUGCCCCGAAAAGGAUUUAGUUCACUUAUUCUUUCCCCGGGUUUGUGUAAUUGGAUUUGUGUAAUUGGAUUUGUGUUCUUGCUGCCAUUUAUUUUUUAUUCUACCCCAAAUUUAAUGCUGAUAAGGAAUGAUAAUGAAAUGUUGGAGCAACUAUAUAGAUAAGGAAUUGGUUAAGUUCUAUA
Messenger RNA from Andrographis paniculata, 1243 nucleotides. RefSeq names its product adrenodoxin-like protein 2, mitochondrial. The record is from RefSeq and is a predicted model, not a curated record. The transcript has 8 exons. Lineage: Eukaryota; Viridiplantae; Streptophyta; Magnoliopsida; Lamiales; Acanthaceae. Bases 151 to 690 code for a protein of 179 amino acids. Gene Ontology annotation, molecular function: 2 iron, 2 sulfur cluster binding. Gene Ontology annotation, cellular component: mitochondrion. Gene Ontology annotation, biological process: P450-containing electron transport chain.